Macrosteles quadrilineatus (aster leafhopper) is the source of this 3204-nucleotide messenger RNA. RefSeq names its product mucin-2-like. NCBI's taxonomy places the organism in Eukaryota, Metazoa, Arthropoda, Insecta, Hemiptera, Cicadellidae. The transcript has 3 exons. The record is from RefSeq and is a predicted model, not a curated record. The coding region runs from base 1 to 3090 and encodes 1029 amino acids.
AUGUCAGGGGAAAAGCGAGAUGGUCUAGUGGCGUUCAGGAACGAUGGUGAUGGUUGGAGGCCAGUACGAGACUCCCAAAACUCCCAACACUCCCAACACUCACAACGUUCCCAGCUGCGCAUCCCACCACCGACAUCCGCCUACUACAUGAACCUGGGAGUCCACAAGAAGCACUUCCUUGCUGACCCGGUCCCAUCCAACAAAGUGGAGGUCUUCGCCCCAGCCCCUCCCAGCAUUCUCGGCAGCUUCAGUGGGUUCGGACACGACACUGUCAAGUCUCGUCACCCCGUCAAGCACAAGAAACCGUUCAAGGAGUUGCACCAGGCGGAGUCCAGGCCAGGCUAUACGUCCUACUCUCCUUUCAGACACUCAUUUGCACAACCUUUCCAGCAUAAUGACAAUGUUGGGCAGGCUUACUAUUUUGAAGCGUCUCUAAGUCCUCCUCCUUCAAGAGAAUCUGGUAUUAACCUAGUUCCUCCUCCUAGUUCCAAGGCUAUUGCUCCGAAUAGUUUCUAUUUCCAGCAAUAUGAUCAGACUAGGACAAAAGCUGCUCCGACAUUCUCCCCCUAUUUGAGGCAAGGUUUGCCUAUUUACACGCCUGAGUAUUUUAAAUCGACAAGUCCUUCUACAGAUCCGUAUAGGUUCUUUAGUCCGGAUCCACCAAGUAAACAACAGUUCAACCCAAGACCGACGGCUAGUCACACGACCAAUAGUCAUGGAAUUCCUCCCGGUAUCGACUAUUUCGGGAACAACCCUUUUGGUGAUAUUCAUUUGAACACUAAUAAACCAGACACUAAAACUCCAGCUAAGGACAUUUUUGAUCAACUGUCACACCUCGGAAGACCAUUUCAAUCUUCCACUCUUGAACCACCAAGGGUUUCACAGCCUAACGCAUUUUCCAGUGUAGGGCCAUUUGACUACUUUUCAACCGGGGGAAAUUACGUUCGUCAAACAACACCUAAACCAUUUAGACCGUCACCUCUCAUAAGUGAUUCUUCGCAAAGUACUGAACGUCCACCAGUGUUUGUAACGCCAGGACCCUCUCAACCUUCAAGAGACAUUUUUUCAAUUCCAGUUACCACUCUUGAUGUUCCGUCAAGGGACGAUGUAUACAAAUACUCUUCAGUAGCGAAUACUUACCAACCCUUUCGUGAAACGCAGCAGUACCAUGAGGAGGUUACGGGUAGACCAACUAAAUCCUCUAUUCUGACUAACACCUACCAGUCUGUUCCUGAAACUCAACAAUACCAAGAUGAAGUUACAGUGAAACCAUCAACCACUACUUAUUAUAGAAGGCCUGAAGUCGAAGUGAAUACUAAUGGAGAUAGCAUCUUCCAUCCAACUCCGUUUUUACCAACUCCUACAACAGAUCUAGACCACUACGUGGGUGAACCAUCCCCAACAGACGUUAUAACACCCUCAUCUGAAACUAAUGAAGUCAACAACCCCACUAGAACUCGUACCUCUAGACCACGCUAUAGAAAGAAGAAACCCUCAAGGAAACCUGAAAAUCAGAAGUUUGCUGAAAGUACGACAGAAAACAACGUAGAAACCCCUGUAAAUGAAUAUACUACUUUUAAUGAAGAAGCACCUAAAGUUACGACGUAUGACACGGAUCAAAACACGUACCAGAGCCAACAGUUUUCUGAGCAUGAAAAUGAAAAAGUCGAAGACAAGCCGAAGAGAAGACGGCCAGCUAGACCGAAUAACCAUCAGAGUACAUCUACUUUAACAAAUACCGAAGCAGACGUGCAAGAAAUUCCGACAGCAUUUAGCACUCUACCGGAAGAAGACAUAAAAACAUCACCUCCGUCUUCGAGUACAACAGAUUUUAACCAGUAUCAAAACAGGAGGAGGAAGAAACCCUCAAAUAGAGUAAGAGGGGUAGUCCGUCAUGGAGCUACGAGAAUAACAACUUCAACGGCAGAACCUUCGCAAGACAUAGCCAAUGAUUUCGCCCCAAACACAGAGUACCAAUUACAAAAGGAAACAGUGCAGACGGAAAAUUACCCAGUAAGUGGCCUAUCGUUUAACGAAUACGGUCAUAUAAUGCCCCCCAGCACAGAAGAACACAACUCAAACACUUUAUAUCCAACUCAGCAGGUAGAAGAUUUUCAAACAAACUACCACGAAACUGUUUCUCCCACAAGUGAGUCAACAACCACGACAACUACUACAACACCAGAGCCUGAAACUUCUUCGACAACACCAAAGUCAAGAAGAAACAAAUACAACUAUAACAACACCCGACCUAGGUUCAGCGUAAAGGAUUACAGAGAAAGACUGAACAAAGCCACCUCAACCACGACUGAAGCCCCUAAAGGAGAAAUAUCAGAAAACAACGAAUCCCUAAGAAUACGACCACCUAGACUGAGAGGCAACAUUAGUUACAGGCCGGAAAACCAAGACGACAAAGUUGAAACCAGCACUAGAAGAUUCAAACCAAAAUACACGGGUCAAAGACACGCUUAUAGAACAUCGACCACUCAGUCCCCCUUGGUGCAAUUGGACACUCCGACAACCACGGAGAGACAAAACACCUUCAAACCGAGCAAUAUACGUAGACCAGGUUCCAACAAGACAUCCACAGAGCCCCCUACUGGGCUAGCAGCUGAAGAAACCAUGGAGAAAGACAUAGCUAAGUUGCCUGUCAGACCGAAGGGAGUGUUCUCAGCCAAGAAGCGAAAACCUUUCCCCCUAAGGACCCGUAACGAACCAGAAAACAAAACAGAAGAAACCCAAGCAGAAACCGUAAACGAUUUAGAUCAUGAUCAGUACAUCACGAAGAAAUCUGAUAACAUUGCCACAACGACUUUAAUGACGAGUUCAGAAGAGGUUGAUUGGAAUACAGCAAGCUCGGAAAAGCCGAAGAUUGUAGAUUCCGCUGACCACGGGGAUAUUACUAAGAAGAUUGCCGACUUGACUUCUUCACCUAGCAAUGCUUUUGACUCGUCCGGGUUUUUCAAAUCUGGAGUUUCCCCCUCUAGUAGGAGAACAGUCGGUCACAUCACACUAGCAACAGACGAUCCGAUUCUCCCUAUAGAGGCGUUCUUUAGCUCUUCGUUUAAUAAAAAUGACGAUUCCAGGUAGUGGGGAAUAGACAACACGUAUUAAAAACUGUACCUGUAAAAUCAUUUUGAAUAUGUAAGUAUAUGAGUUUCGUGAUAACAAUUCAACCACAGUAUUCUAUUAAUAAAUUGUAUA